Lactuca virosa is the source of this 1727-nucleotide messenger RNA. The record is from the annotation of a GenBank genome assembly. Lineage: Eukaryota; Viridiplantae; Streptophyta; Magnoliopsida; Asterales; Asteraceae.
GUUGAUUAUAGAGGAUCUAAUGGAGUACGAGAGGAUUCACAAGCUUCAGGUUGGGAUAAUAUCUCCAAGUAAACUGAGGAUGAAGCUGAUGGGGCAGAGGAAAAAAGACGGAGGAUCAAAAAGCAAUUCAGCAAGAACUUCUCCUUCUAAACUUGAAGAUACAGAGUUUGUGAAGAACAGUUUGUUAGCUUCAAAUUCUGGAGUUUCUGAUGAGGAAGGUUCUGCCAUGGCAAAUUCUUCACUGACAUUUGACAGCACAGAAAUCGGUCAGGGUCCCGGGCAGCCAAAAGAAAGUCGGGCAAAACCCCAUCAAUUUCAAAAAGCAGAUAGCAGUAAUUCGAGUUCAGUUCACCCUUUAAGAUCAUUAGAAGAUGAAAAUCUUGAUUAUGAUAGUAAUGCAAGUUCUUCAAGCUUUGAGUUUCAUAAAGGCGAACAAAGAUCCACCCAUAAUGCAAUUUCAAGAUCCCUUUUGAGACCCAUGUCUUCUAAAUGGAAUGAUGCUGAAAAAUGGAUAAUCAAUAGGCAAAAUUUGCAUAAUCAUAAUGCAAAAAACACCUUGCAAAACCGGGCAAAUCGGGCAGCUGUUAGUUCCAUCAAACGGGUCGAUUUUUGUCAACAAAUGGUGUCUGAGAAGUUUUCUUUUACACCUUCCGAGUCACAAGAUGAGCCCGUUUCUGGUCAGGCGAGUGGACUCAGUGAGUCAAUCGAUCCGUGUCCUGAAAGUAAAGACUUGAAAGAGGUUGACAACAGAGAGUCAUCAUGUGGACCGAGUUCAAACGAGGAUAAAACAGGUUGUCAUGAAGUAAGAUCGGUUUCGAUGAGAGACAUGGGAACGGAAAUGACUCCAAUUCCAAGUCAAGAGCCUUCAAUGACUUCCACACCUGUGGGGGCCACAACGCCUCUUCGGAGUCCAAAUUCUUCAAUUCCAUCAACACCCCGAAGAGGAAGAGGAGUACCCAAUUCCACUCCCGUGGAGCAUGAUGAGUCACGGAAUCCAAAAGAGUUGACCGAGCAAGAAGUCAAACUUAGAACACGGAAGGAAAUUUUACAGCUAGGGGUACAACUCGGGAAGAUGAACAUUGCGGCUUGGGCAAGUAAAGAGGACACGGAAAAGAAAGCGGUGGAGGGCGAAACAGACAUUUUGGCCGAAGAGGCAUUGCGGGUUGAGUUUGAGAAACGCGCGGUUGCUUGGGAAGAUGCCGAGAAAUCCAAACAUAAUGCAAGAUUUAUACGCGAAGAGAUAAAAAUUCAAGCAUGGGAGAGUCAACAGAAAGCAAAACUUGAAGCAGAAAUGAGAAGAAUAGAGGUUGAAGUGGAAGAAAAGAGGGCACAUGCACAAGCAAAAAUGUUGAAAAAGAUUGCAAUUUCAAGGCAGAAAUCGGAAGCGAAAAGGGCGGCAGCGGAAGCCCAAAAGAGCCGGCGGGCGGCACGUGCGGCGGCACAGGCGGAAUACAUCCGGCAAACUGGCCGGAUUCCGCCAUCAUCGCCGCACAGUUGCUGCGGCUGGUCAUAAAAAAAAAAGACACCAAAUUAGAGUGUGGUUUUUGAUUAAUGGAAUUGACUUGUGUUUGAUGUAUAAUUUGUUGUUUGGGUUUCAAGAUCCGGCAAAAACCACAAGUGAAAGGGUGAUUUACUUACUGAUUUGAAUUGAAGUGGAGUGAGUUAAUGGCAGUUGUUGGUGGCACCCCAAUUAUUUUUAUUAUUUUUUUAAAAUUAAAUAUUUAAAU